GCCUUGCGGCCAGUGCGCAUGCGAGCGUUGGAAGGGGGUCAGGGCGGGGGAGGGGGACACGGAGCAAGACCCCGCCCCUCGCGGCUCCACGCGUGACGUCGCGGGGGGCCUCCGCCCGGCUCCGAGCGCAGGUUGUCCGAGAAGACUCCUUUGCUCCUCAUGGGCAGCUGCCAGGCCUGGCACAACCUGCAUCUCUGUCUGGCCCACCACCCACCUCUGGUCUGUGCCAAUCUGAUCUUGCUGCUCCUCGGCCUCUCUGGCCUGGGCCUGGGUGGCUUUUUCCUUACCCACAGGACCGGGCUGCGCAGCCCUGACAUCCCUCAGGACUGGGUCUCCUUCUUGAGGUCUUUCGGCCAGCUGACCUUGUGCCCUGUGAAUGGGACAGUCACGGAGAAGUCGCAGGGGUCUCACCUCGUGGGGCUGCUGACCACCUUGAAAUUUGAAGAUGGUCCAGACAGGAACAAGACUAAAACAUUCCAAGCCAAGAUCCCGGGAAGUCAAAUGGGAUUGAAAGGAUCUUCUGCACAGGAGCUGAUCCUCAUCACAGCCAGGGCGGCCACAGAAAGGACUCCAGGAACCUGUCUGUAUUUUAGCGCCGGCCCAGGAAUCCUGCCCUCCAGCCAGCCACCCAUAUCCUGCUCGGAGGAGGGAGCAGGCAAUGCCACCCUGAGCCCCAAGAUGGGUGAGGAAUGUGUCAGGGUCUGGAGCCAUGAAGGCCUUGUGCUCACCAAGCUCCUCACCUCGGAGGAGCUGGCACUGUGUGGCUCCAGGCUGCUGGUCUUGGGCUCUUUCCUGCUCCUCUUCUGUGGCCUUCUGUGCUGUGUCUCCGCUUCGUGCUUCCCGCCGCGCCGCCGGGAGUCCAGAGCCCGGCUCUGAGGGCCAGAGCCAAGUCCUGCCUUGUUCUCAGGUGUGAAUCAACUUCUCGCGCAUCAACUUCUCGCGCCUUGGUUCUGAGAUGGAAGAAAUGUUACAAAAAGUGAAGUGCUGGAAUAUAGGGGAAAAUAAAAGGCGUUUUUGGGCCCAG
This is a messenger RNA of Chinchilla lanigera (long-tailed chinchilla), 1024 nucleotides long. It is a transcript of the gene Tmem219, whose product is annotated as transmembrane protein 219. The transcript has 6 exons. The record is from RefSeq and is a predicted model, not a curated record. Lineage: Eukaryota; Metazoa; Chordata; Mammalia; Rodentia; Chinchillidae. Bases 160 to 876 code for a protein of 238 amino acids.